CCCGAGCCGGCUGCACCAGCCGAGAGGUGUGAGCUGCCGCAGCGUGAGGGAGUCGAACGCGGAGCCAGCGCGAUCGCGAAGCGUUCAGAGCGGGCGCCAUGUCUGAGGCCGAGGACCCCCGAGCGACCCCGCACCGGAGCAAGGCGUGCCGCCGCCUCUUCGGGCCGGUGGACAGCGAGCAGCUGCGCCGGGACUGCGAGGCGCUCAUGGCCGGCUGCCUGCGCGAGGCCCGGGAGCGGUGGAACUUCGACUUCGCCACCGAGACGCCGCUGGAGGGCAACUUCGUGUGGGAGCGGGUUCGCGGCCCGGGGCUGCCCAAGCUCUACCUGAGCCCCGGCUCCCGCGGCGGCCGCGAUGACCUGGGAGGGGACAAGAGGCCCGGCCCCUCCUCCGCCCUGCUGCAGGGCCCGGCCCCGCAGGACCACGUGGACCUGUCGCUGUCCUGCGCCCUGGUGCCCCACGCCCCGGAGCGGCCCGAAGAUUCCCCGGGUGGCCUCGGGGCGUCCCAGGGCCGCAAGCGGAGGCAGACCAGCCUGACAGAUUUCUAUCACUCCAAGCGUCGGCUGGUCUUCUGCAAGAAGAAGCCCUGAUGUGUCCACGGGAGCCUCGCGUCCUCUUCUGCCGUGGGCCGGGAGACCCCUACCCCCUCCUCCAUCCUGUGCCUCAGCCCCGCCCUCACUCUGUGUGUCUUAAUUAUUAUUUGUGUUUUAAUUUAAGCUUCUCCUGUAUAUACUCUGCCUGCCCUCUCCAAGCCCCCAGCCUAGAGUUAUUUAAAAAACAAACAAACGGUAAAUCAGCAGGACGAUAGGUCCCCUUAGUGCCAGGGGUUUUUAUUAUGUGGACUAUUAUUUAAGCCCUUCUCAACCCAAGCUCUGUGUUUCCUGUCCCGCAGGGAAGGUCUGCCUGGCAUCGGCCAUCUGCGCCCUUCUCCACCCCCCCAUCUCCCUCCACCCCCUGCCAAGGGGUACUCCCCUAAAAUGGCCCAGCUCCUUGCCACUUGUUCAUGCGGUGAUCCUCAGACCUGAAUAGCACUUUGAAGGGGGACCAGCUCAGUAGGACUUUGGGGUCUCCUUGUCACCUCUCAGGCCGGUCAAGGUGACGAUGAAGUGGUCACAGCCUGGAACAGGGAUGAGGUUUAGCCUGGUUAGGCCCCGACCGUAACGUCCUGGCCCUUGACAUUCACUCAGACCUGUGAAGACAGGGGGAACCCCCACACACACUCUGGGUCCCCUUUGCCACCCUGCCUCCCCCAUGGGCCCCUCUGCUAGGUGCCCCUCUCUUUCUGGGGUUCAUCUGGCGCUCUACUGCUCUUUCCCUCUUUCGGAGGGUCAGCAGGAGGCAUCUCUCUGGGCGUGUGCCCGUAGCUCAGUGGCCGGAAGGGAAGGGGUGCUCCUAGGCAGGGUUCCUACCUCAGGGGGCUCCCUGUGGCACUGCUGUGCAGUGGGGGGCUUUCUCUGGGACGGGGUCCUCACAUGCCUCAGUACUUUGAGUAGCACUUGUACAGGGAGCCAGGCGGAGACGGUCCCCCCUCCCCCCGGCACAGCGGGCUAGCAGGGGACAGAACAGCCGCUGACCCUUUCCCAGUAUUGAACACUGAGCCCCCGUGGCCACCGAAGCACUUAGUGGGUCUAACCCCCGCCCUAAACACCCCUGUUUCUGUAACCUCCUGGUCUGGACUGUUCACCCUCGGCCUCCACGCCCCCGCCCCCGCCCCGCCAACCCGAGAAUGUGUAUUUUGGGCCCCUCCUUGUCUCCACUCAGACUGUAAAGCUCCCGAGAGCAGGGCCCCACCCUGCGCCCUUCCCACCCCACCACGAACCAGGUGCUCAAUAAAUACUUGUGGAUGGCUUGUAA
Psammomys obesus (fat sand rat) is the source of this 1854-nucleotide messenger RNA. It is a transcript of the gene Cdkn1a, whose product is annotated as cyclin dependent kinase inhibitor 1A. Lineage: Eukaryota; Metazoa; Chordata; Mammalia; Rodentia; Muridae. Bases 99 to 590 code for a protein of 163 amino acids. Gene Ontology annotation, cellular component: nucleus. Gene Ontology annotation, biological process: signal transduction by p53 class mediator; regulation of mitotic cell cycle. The record is from RefSeq and is a predicted model, not a curated record. The transcript is spliced from 3 exons. Gene Ontology annotation, molecular function: cyclin-dependent protein serine/threonine kinase inhibitor activity.